UGGUACAAAUAUAUAGCCUAUAUACCUAACUUCUCGCCGUGCAGUGUUGUACGACUUUACGACUUUUUUUGGCUGUCGCGGAUCUGCCGAUAGACGCAUUGCACGUACGGUAACAGCGUAGUUACGCAGAGGUCGAGUUAUUCCUUGAAAGAUGGCGGCGCCGAGUGGAGUGCCAUGUGCGGAUAUUCAACUUUUUAUGGAAAAGUUGAAGGAAAGGCGACAAACUGAUGACAGAAUCAUUCAUGAACUAAACUCAUUAUUUCCAAAAGAAGAAUUUGCAGGAAAAGUCAAUUUCACUUCACAAUGCAAAGAUUUAUAUCACACGAUGAGAACUGGCCACUCUGGCAGAAUAAAUGACAUCACAGCAUGUAUCCAAGAAACAGCUGACAAAGCAAAAAAUUUGAAGCAGCAAAGAGAUAAAGAUCCGGAGAAUUAUAAAAUAUCAAAGAAUUUAAGGAAAGAACAAGGAAAUCUUCGUCUCUUCCAACAAGAACUCAAUGUAGAAGAAAUUGUCUGGGAACGAGCGGAGAAGGCUUUUUAUGAAAGAUGUAGAACGUAUUACAAGCCGGACUCUUGACGAAAAGCAAGAUGGCUAAUUUAUGGACACAAACUUGUGAUUAAACUUUUUAUAAAAUCAUGCCAAUUGAGUUCUGACUGGUUUCACAUAAUUUAGAGUGCAGUGGAUAUAAAAAUAUCAGCUGUUUUAGGAAAACACAGAAUUGUGAUAAAAGCAUUUUGGAAGACACCAGUCCUAAAUGAAUUUUCCUAAUUUUGACUGGUUGCACUUUUUGAUGGUAAGUUUGCUGAAUACUGUUAGAUUUCAAAUUUCUGAAUAUACUGGCUUUAUUUAUAUAAAUAAAUGAACAACUACUUAUAAGAUUUUCAUGCCACUUUUUGAAAUUACAACCCCCAUUCUGCAGAUUAAAACUGCUAUAUGCAAAUGCUUUAGCGACCAUCUAAAAAGCUCACCUCAUGUUUAGAGGUUGGCAAUCAUGGCCAUAUAUCUACUUUGGGCCCUUGUUUGGACUUUUUCUAGCCAGUGUGUGCUAUUUUGUUUGUUUUUGUUACCUAAUCGCUGGCCACAUAAAUGAUUUCAAUAAAAAAAUAUUGUGAUA
Molecule: messenger RNA, 1115 nt
Organism: Styela clava
Lineage: Eukaryota; Metazoa; Chordata; Ascidiacea; Stolidobranchia; Styelidae
Product: protein MIX23-like
Cellular component (GO): mitochondrial intermembrane space; mitochondrion
Source: RefSeq, a predicted model, not a curated record